UUCGUAGGAUCCACGCUAGGUUAUCGCAACCCUAAGUCCCACUAGUCCUCCUAGGUCACUAGAACCGGUCGUUAUCUCCGAACCAGUGUAUCGUAUCGCCUUACCUGGGGCGGAGUCGUGGAGUUUCACAUUCGAAGGCCUCGAGAUAUCCUGUCUGUCGCAUCGAAUUUCUGGCUUUCCUUUCCAAUUUGCAAUAUAUCUUAAAAAUCCGUAAGGUUCACAACUCGCUAUAAUCAGGCCGUCUUAGGUGGGUCCGAGUGUCAUUUUCUUAUUCGAUCCAGUAUGGCGGGUCAAGGCUGGGGCGAUGCGGUGGAGGAAGGCCCCAUGAAUCCCCCCCUACAGCCCGCGCCAGGGGGCCCUGCGCCCUACAUGCACCCCCCUGGCGGGCCUUCCGCUCCGGGGGGACCCCGCGGACAGGGACCGAUCUUACGUCAGCCGAUCGGGUCGUACGUUCCCCCGCACUUGCGUGGCCGCGGAGGAGGCGGGGGGGAUUUCGCGCAGCCUGGACCGGGUAUGCCGGGGAUGGGUCCGCAGGGGGGCCCCGGCCCUGCGCCGGUAGUCUCAUGGAAUGCGCCAGCAGCGGGAGCUGGCGGAUCGUGGGCGGAUCAGGCAGGCGCGGCAGGUCCGCCGCCGUACGCGGGGCCUCCGGCUGGCGGCGCAUGGAACGGCGCACCCGCAGGCGGAGGCGGCUGGGGCGGUGGCGGAGGAUACGGGGGAGGAGGCGGCGGAGGGGCGUGGCAAGGCGGGGGUGGCGGAGGCGGGUUUGGCGGCGGCCGGGGGGGCUAUGGCGGCGGGAGACGGGGCGGCGGCGGCGGCGGCGGCGGAGGGCCUUUGGGAGGGUUUAGCGGGUCGGGGGGCGGGCGGGAGGAGGAUCCGUUUUCGUCGCAGACUAAGAAGGAUUCGGAGGCGGUGUUCGAGGGGCAUCAGAACACGGGCAUCAACUUCGACGCUUAUGAGGACAUCCCCGUCGAAACCAGCGGCGACAAUGUCCCCCCCGCCAUCACCGCCUUCGACGGAUCUGGGCUCCUGCCGGCGGUGAUGGAGAACGUGCGGCGCUGCAACUACUCCAACCCCACGCCCGUGCAGCGGCACGCCAUCCCUAUCUCGCUGGCGGGCCGCGACCUCAUGGCGUGCGCGCAGACGGGCUCCGGCAAGACCGCCGCCUUCUGUCUCCCCAUAAUCUCCGGCAUCCUCGCCUCCGGGCCGCCGCCCGACCGCCCCCGCUUCGGCCGCAAGGCGUUCCCGCUCGCGCUGAUCCUCUCCCCCACGCGCGAGCUGACCAGCCAGAUUCACGCCGAGGCCUGCAAGUUCGCCUACAAGACCGGCCUGCGCGCUGUCGUCGUCUAUGGUGGCGCCCCUGCCGGCCAGCAGAUGCGGGAGCUGGAGAGGGGGGUUGAGAUUCUCGUUGCCACGCCUGGAAGGCUGUGCGACAUGCUGGAGCGUGGCAAAGUCUCCAUCACCAUGGUGCGCUACCUCGCCUUGGAUGAAGCGGACCGCAUGCUGGACAUGGGCUUUGAGCCGCAGAUCCGGCGCAUUGUGGAGCAGGAGGGCAUGCCGCCCGCGGGGCAGCGCCAGACGCUCAUGUUUUCCGCCACCUUCCCCAAGGAGAUCCAGCGCCUCGCCGCGGACUUCCUCGCCAACUACGUGUUCCUCACGGUGGGGCGCGUGGGGUCGUCCACGGACCUCAUUCAGCAGCGCGUGGAGUACGUGCCCGAGCACGACAAGCGGUCCGUGCUGAUGGAUCUUAUCCACGCGCACCAUACCUCCAACGGCGCUUCUGGGAAUGCGGGCGGGCUGACCCUGGUGUUUGUGGAGACCAAGAAGGGAGCCGACUCCCUGGAGGACUGGCUGUGCCGCAACGGCUUCCCUGCCACGUCCAUCCACGGCGACCGCUCGCAGCAGGAGCGCGAGUCCGCGCUACGCUCGUUCCGCUCGGGCCGCACACCCAUCCUUGUUGCCACCGACGUGGCGGCUCGCGGCCUCGACAUCCCGCACGUGAGCCACGUCAUCAACUACGACCUGCCCUCGGACAUCGACGACUACGUGCACCGUAUCGGGCGUACGGGCCGCGCGGGCAAGACGGGGCUGGCAACGGCGUUCUUCUGCGACAAGGACACGAACCUGGCGCGGUCGCUGAUCGAGCUCAUGGCGGAGGCGAACCAGGAGGUGCCCGGGUGGCUGCAGAACUUUGCGUCGCGGUCAGGGUAUGGCGGGGGUAAGAGCAGACGAGGCGGCGGGGGGAACCGGUUUGGAGGGAGGGAUUUCAGGAAGGAGCGAGGGGGAGGGGGAGGCGGAGGGGGGUAUGGGGGAGGGGGGUACGGAGGCGGGGGGUAUGGUGGAGGAGGAGGGUAUGGAGGUGGGUACGGUGGGGGCGGAGGGGGAUAUGGUGGCGGCGGUUACGGCGGCGGUGGCGGUGGUUACAACAGUGCACCUCCUAGUGCGUGGGACUAGGUGGGUGUGCAGUCUGCCACCUGCCCUCGCGACCCAAGGAGUGGGCUUGGGGGGAAGGGGAGGGGAUGGUGGGCUGUGCCGCUUGAGUGGACGUAUUGGAUCGGAGUAUGGCAUCACUAGUACACUGUGCGAGGUUUCUCAGGUUUCUCUGUAGUGGACGUUUCUGUUGGGAGUAUGAUCGUUGUUCUCCAGCUUGCUACCACCGCUGCUGCUGCUGCUGCUGCCGCUGCCACCGCCCCCACUAAUGCUCUUGUGAGGGCAGCAGUCCUCUUGUGAGGGCAGCAGCCCCCACUGAUGCUCUUGUGAAGGCAGCGAGUUGACCCUGCCUUGCUGCUGUGGGAGCUGUAGGAAGGUGCUUCAAGAGGGGGCUCUUAAAUGGAGUCCACACCGCCUCUCAUUCGCCGAUAUCUCUGCAGUCUACGGGUCAUGCAGUGAAGGUGUUGCUGGAGACGUCUGCUGCUGCGCCAUGCAGCUGACGCCCGGCAGGCGGCUCAAGUCCUGGUCAAGGGACCACCCGGUUGGGGCAUCUCAGAACUGACCCGGUUUGGGGUGUCAAGUCUGGGCUGGGGUCUCUGCGGCUCAAGCAAGGGUCAGAAGAAGCAGCAGUAGCCUUGGUAGAGAGGGCUUUGGGGUCUUUGUCUGGACUUCGUUGCGACCUGCCUUUUCCCACCCCCCUUUCCCCUCUUCUCUCACCCAGCCCCCCCCCCUCUCACCUUCUCUUGCCAUUCCCUCACUCUUGCAUGUGUCAAGCAUGCCGCCAGCUUCCAUCCUUAGCCACUUCGUUUCUAACCAGAACUAAGGGCAGCAUGGAAUUGGGGUAGGCAGAUCUGCCUGGGUCUUGUUCCUGGGCUUUUGGGCGGAGGGUGCUAGAGCACAGGCAAUGUCUCUUCCUUCUAGGCAUAGGCUUGGGGACGAGCCUUGUAAAGCCAUGUACCCCAUGGCUUUUACAGGGCCUUGUCUCUGGGCCCUCCCGAGGUUCGGAUGGGCUCUCCGUUCUGGGCCUGCCUGGGCCAAUAUGGUUUGCUACCUACUUGCCUCUGUGCUUGUGUCUCCCGUACCUACGCCUUGGGUCCUGCAGAGUCUGCCUCUGCCUCAAUUUUGAUUAGGCUGGGUCUAGACCACCUGAAGUGGAACUUGAUGACAUUCCUCUCUUAAAGUGCCAAUUU
Molecule: messenger RNA, 3617 nt
Organism: Closterium sp. NIES-67
Lineage: Eukaryota; Viridiplantae; Streptophyta; Zygnematophyceae; Desmidiales; Closteriaceae
Source: the annotation of a GenBank genome assembly